AUGGCUUUGCGAUUCUCUUCCAAGCGUUUUGCGACAGCAUUGCGCCCGUCGCAUGCCAAUUGCUGCUCUGCGCGAUAUGCUUCUACAGCCGCUGCGGUGAAGGGCUCAAGCCUGCCACAGGAUGUGAAGGACUCUAUAGGGCGAGAAGCCUCUCUUCCUACGCCAGACCCUCCAUCGACCUCCAAGACGGCCGGUCUCGUCAAUCAACAGCUUCCGUACAUGGUCCCGACCUACGUGCGCCCUCCUCCCAUGUUCGAGAAGGGCGAAGGAUGCUACUUGUAUGACGUUGAGAACCGAAAAUACCUAGACUUCACCUCUGGUAUCGCUGUGAACGCAUUGGGGCACUGUGACGAGGGCGUGGCUCAAGCACUUGCUGAGCAGGCACAACUUCUCAUGCACACGUCCAACCUAUACCACAACCCCCUCACCGGUCUCCUGUCGAAGCAGCUCAUCCAGCUCACCCACGCUACAGGCGGUUUCGCGUCCGCCACACGCACCUUCAUCUGCAACAGCGGAUCCGAGGCCAAUGAGGCUGCCAUAAAGUUUGCACGCAAAGUCGGGAAGGAGGUAGCCCCGGGCGAAGACAAAUACGACAUUGUGUCUUUCAACGGCUCGUUUCACGGUCGAACUAUGGGCUCCUUGAGCGCAACGCCAAAUCCAAAGUACCAGAAGCCUUUCUCUCCUAUGGUCCCCGGCUUCAGAUACGGAACAUUCAACGAUGUGGAGGCUGUUAAUGAUUUGGUCACUGAGGGCACUUGUGGAGUUAUCAUCGAGCCCAUUCAGGGCGAGGGCGGCGUCAACGUCGCGACGCCCGAAUUCCUGCUUGCGUUGCGUAAGCGCUGCACUGAGGUCGGCGCCGUCCUCAUCUAUGAUGAGAUCCAGUGCGGUCUAGGAAGGACCGGCACAUUCUGGGCUCACGCCGGGUAUCCAAAGGAGUGCCACCCCGACAUUGUCACCACGGCCAAAGCUUUGGGCAACGGGUUCCCCAUCGGAGCAACAAUUGUAAACGACUUUGUGUGCGAUCACAUCAAGACGGGCGAUCAUGGCACGACCUUCGGCGGUAACCCUCUGGGCUGCCGUGUAGCUUCCUACAUCCUGUCUCGCCUGUCAUCUCCUGAGAUCUUGGAAUCUAUACCCGCCAAGUCAGCAGCUUUCAAGAAGCAUUUCGCCUCAUUGCAAGAGCGUUUCCCUAACCGCGUCAAAGAGAUCAGGGGACAAGGCUUGAUACUCGGGCUGCAGCUUGACGAUGACCCUACGCCGAUUGUAACUGCGGCGAGGGAACGAGGACUCCUGAUCAUCACCUGUGGAACGAACACAUUGAGGUUCGUCCCACCUCUCAUCAUCACCGAAGCGGAGAUCGGUACGGGUAUGGCGAUUGUGGCCGAAGCCAUGGAGAGCGUCUGGAGCAAAGGCGAACAAGUACCGGGUACACCUGGCCAACAGGAAAUGCGAUGA
Molecule: messenger RNA, 1455 nt
Organism: Didymosphaeria variabile
Lineage: Eukaryota; Fungi; Ascomycota; Dothideomycetes; Pleosporales; Didymosphaeriaceae
Gene: ARG8
Product: acetylornithine aminotransferase
Exons: 3
Coding region: 1-1455 (484 amino acids)
Biological process (GO): arginine metabolic process
Cellular component (GO): mitochondrial matrix
Molecular function (GO): transaminase activity; pyridoxal phosphate binding; identical protein binding
Source: RefSeq, a predicted model, not a curated record